CACAGGCCCUACCCCUCCCUGGACAUUCUCUGAUGGAGGUGGAAUGUUUCCGUUGUACAUAUCGUGGCUUAUGCAUCACGUUUGAAAACAAGCAGUUUAAAUGAAUGUCUGUGCUUCUGUUUAAGAAGUACGCAAUGGAUUUAAUUUGACUGGUUCGCAGAACAGCUGGAUCGCUUAAACACUUCAGAGAAAGACGCUGUUUUUUGCUUCACAAUGGGAGAACGAGGACAAAGGCACCGGAUAAACCGCUGGUGGGUUACGGGAAUUCUGUUGCUGUGCUUUGAGGAGCGGAUUUUGGCGCAGCUAAGAUAUACUGUUCCAGAAGAAGUGCAAGUGGGAUCUACUGUUGGAAAUGUUGCUAAGGAUUUAGGGCUUGAUAUCAGCACUUUGUCAGACAGACGCUUUCGUAUUGUUUCCGGUCCAAAUCACGCUCUGUUCGAGUUAAAUCAGAACAAUGGAGUGUUGUAUGUUGGGAAAAUUAUGGACCGCGAAGAACUCUGUGAUGGAACCAAGGUUUGUUUGAUAAAUCUCAAAAUUGUUGUUGAAAAUCCGUUGGAAAUACAUUACGUUGGCGUUGAAAUCACGGACGUUAAUGACCAUUCACCGACUUUUCCAGAAAACGAGCAGAGGCUGGAAAUAGCAGAGCACGCUCCCACAGGAACUCGUUUCCAAAUCCAUGCCGCUCGAGACCCUGAUGUCGGUACACAUUCGGUUAGGUUAUAUAAACUUCACCCGACUGAUUUUUUUGAUACAGAAGUGAGAGACAGCGAAGGUGAUAAGAUACCGUUUUUAGUGCUGAAAAAGCCUUUGGACAGGGAGCAGAAGGCCCACCAUCGUUUAGUAUUGACCGCUGUCGAUGGGGGGACUCCGUCCAAAUCUGGGACACUUAAUUUAACGAUUAUUGUAGUAGAUGUUAAUGAUAAUCGCCCCUUGUUCAGCAAAGAUGUAUACAGUGUGUCAUUAGAUGAAAAUGUCCCGAUAGGAACUCUGGUAAUCCAGCUGAACGCUACAGAUUUGGAUGAAGGUUUGAAUAGUGAAAUUGAAUACACUUUUGGAAAAACACAAAAAAAUAAAGUGUACGACACAUUUGAAUUGGACACUGUCACUGGUGAGAUACGAGUGAAGGGAUAUGUGGACUUCGAGGACACAGAGAUUUACAGACUAGACUUGCAGGCUUCGGAUAAGGGUCACAUACCCUGGACAGCCGAAAGUAGACUAGUGAUAAAAAUUAAAGAUGUGAACGAUAAUAAGCCAGACAUUGAAGUGACAUCAUUAUCCAAUGCUGUCCCCGAGGACUCAAAGCCAGGCACUGUUAUAUCUCUCAUUAGUGUCACAGACAGAGAUUCGGGAGUUAAUGGGAAAGUUAUUUGUAAAAUACUGGGUAAUGUUCCAUUUGAUUUGACACCAUCAAUUGAGGAGAACAUGUAUUCUCUUGUCACAAAAGGGCGACUGGAUCGAGAAACGGUGUCCCAAUAUGACAUCACAAUAACAGCUACUGACUGUGGUGAACCUUCACUUUCCUCUGUACAAACCUUGCGUGUUCAGGUGUCAGAUGUAAACGAUAACAGACCGAUUUUUAGUCAGAAUCCAUUUGAACUUUAUUUGGUGGAAAACAAUGCCCCAGGUGCAUCGAUAUUUUCUGUGACUGCUGUUGAUCAUGAUCUGAAUGAAAAUGCGGCCCUGACAUAUCAUAUAGUGCGAGGUGAUGGGUCACGUGGUGAUAUGGCGUCUUUCCUGAAUGUAAAUUCGGAAAAUGGACAGAUAUACGCGUUAAAAAGUUUUGACUUUGAAACACUGAAAACUUUUCAGUUCCACGUUGUUGCGUCAGAUUCUGGAACUCCGUCACUGAGCAGCAACGUCACUGUGAACGUGUUUAUUCUGGAUCAGAACGACAACGCUCCAGUCAUCCUGUAUCCAGUCAGCUCCAACGGUUCUGCUCAAGGUGUGGAGGAGAUUCCCCGCAAUGUGAACGCAGGAUACGUGGUGACUAAAGUCAGAGCCUACGACGCUGAUAUAGGAUAUAACGGCUGGUUACUGUUUUCACUGCAGGAAGUCACUGAACACAGUCUCUUUACUUUGGACCGCUAUACAGGACAGAUCAAAACACUACGUCCAUUCACAGAGACAGACGAGGCUGAGCAUAAACUGGUCAUACUGGUCAAAGACAAUGGGAACGUUUCACUCUCAGCAACAGCUACUGUCAUUGUCAAAGUUGUGGAGCCAAAAGAAGCUUUUGCAGCUUCUGAUGUUAAAAGUUCAACAAAAGCAGAUGAGGACACCAAUGUGACUUUUUACCUGAUGAUAACAUUGGGCUCAGUUUCAGCUCUUUUUCUCAUCAGUAUCAUUGUGUUGAUUGCAAUGCAGUGUUCAAAAACCACCGAAUAUACUUCUAAAUAUCUACAAGAGGCUAACUAUGAUGGAACACUGUGUCACAGCAUCCAGUACAGAUCUGGAGACAAACGAUACAUGUUAGUUGGACCCAGGAUGAGCAUAGGAUCUACAAUAGUCCCAGGAAGCCAUGCAAAUACACUCGUGCUUCCUGACAGGAGAGGGACACCUGGAGAGGUAAGAUUAUAUUUUCAAGUUAAUUUACAACUGAGAACAAUUAGUAUUUAUUACACCCAGAGCAUGUUUUGA
Molecule: messenger RNA, 2637 nt
Organism: Solea solea (common sole)
Lineage: Eukaryota; Metazoa; Chordata; Actinopteri; Pleuronectiformes; Soleidae
Product: protocadherin beta-15-like
Exons: 1
Coding region: 214-2637 (807 amino acids)
Biological process (GO): homophilic cell-cell adhesion
Cellular component (GO): plasma membrane
Molecular function (GO): calcium ion binding
Source: RefSeq, a predicted model, not a curated record